Molecule: messenger RNA, 1696 nt
Organism: Drosophila obscura
Lineage: Eukaryota; Metazoa; Arthropoda; Insecta; Diptera; Drosophilidae
Product: class E vacuolar protein-sorting machinery protein HSE1
Exons: 2
Coding region: 96-1601 (501 amino acids)
Source: RefSeq, a predicted model, not a curated record
CGCGUGCACAGGUGUGGCGAGACAUAUUUAAGCUCUGAAAGCGAAGCACCGAAGACACUUCCAAUUGGAAUACUAGUUUGAAAGCAACUUGGGAUAUGAAAGUUCUUCUCUCGGUCUUGUUUGUCAACUGCGUAUGCAUCUGCAGCUGCCUUCGGGACGAUGGGCAGAUAACGGAGCUGCUGACGAAGAACACGAAGGAGCUGACCGAAGCCAAUAAUCUGUUGACCAGCAUCAACACCGUCGGUAAAAGAAUCCAAGUGAAUCUGGAAGAGCAGCAGAAGGCUCUCCAGGUCCUAGGCCAUGUCGAACAGAUAUUGGCCAAGCAGAAUGAAUUCCUCGAAGCCCAAGCCGAGGCAUUGUUGGAAACCUUUGCAAAUAACUCCCGGCAGGGGCAUGAGUAUGCCAAGCGAACGGCAAAGGAACUCCACGAUCUGGCGCAGCUCCAGGAGGGAACCCAGCACUUGAUUCUCCACCUGGAGGCCAAGAUUGACGCCUAUCAGAAGCACUUAGUGCAAAGUGCCCGCGGCAUCGACCGGAGCAUCGACGGCCUCAGCAAGCUGGUCACGCGCGCUGUCUUGCCCCAGCUCAAUGGACUGCAGUGCUCAUUCGCCAGUCUAGAAACGUCGCAGAUCAACAUUGAAGUGGAGCUGAAGAGCCUGGCCGGCGUGAAGGAGUUGAGCGUGGACUCCAACCAAAAAUUGGGCGUUCUGGAUCACCAGCUCAAGCAGUUCAAUCGCACCCAGGAGGCUCGUCUCGAGGCACUCACCAGUGCAGUGAGGCAUCUCAGGCCGCUGAACACGAGAGAACACAUCGAAGCUGCUCUACGCGAGCUGAUCAUUUCUCAGAAGCGCAUCGAAGUUGAUCUGGAGGACUGCGGCAAGCACUCCCACCACUCCCAACAUUCUCCUCGACCUGAAUCACACUCCCAGGGGUAUAGACCCGCAGACCCUCACCACCCACAUCACGCUCCUCAGCCUGAAUCCCACUCCCACGGCUAUGGAGCUCCAGCCCCACAGCACCCACAUCACCCGCAUCACGGCUCACAGCAGGAACCCCACCUCCAGAGUUAUGGAAACUCAGCUCCUCAGCCGCAUCAUCCUCACCAACAGCAGUACCAGCAGACGAGAUCCAAGCCCGUGGAUUUGGUUCAAGUGUGGAGCAUUAAGGAACCACAAAAGCCUGGCGAGCAUCCCGAGAACCAUCGCGUGAGCGCCUAUGCCGAGUCGCCGGAACCCAAGGCAAAGCACGCAUCGUGGUCGAACUCCAGGCCGAACGGGGAGUCGGAGUCUCACCAGAGCACUUCGGUGUCCUGGCAGCACCUGCCCUGGGAGGAGGUAUCUCCCUACCAAUCCGCACCCUCCCCUAAUCAUCCCUGGAACCCAGAGUCUCCCCACCAGCCACUUCCCCGGCCACAGCCUCAGCCCCGAACCCAGCCCAAGCAGAAACCAUGCGAAGAGGGACGUUCAAACGGAUAUAUAUCGUCAUCCCCACAUUCCUAUAAACCUCAGCAGAGCUCGGGCUCUGCCCACGAUCACAUAGCUCAGCAGGGCGAAUCCUUCAGGAUCUGGUAUGGCGAUGAUUCUAUUAAAGAAAGAUACUAAAGAAACUUGGAACCGGACAAACGGAUUCCUUCCCAUAGGAAACUAUACAAAUGAUUACUGACUAACUUUAAACUUCAAAUAAAUAAACAUAAAUG